AUGGGAGUCACCUCUCGACCACUUGAAGGCGUCCACAACAACGGAAUGCCUCCUCUUCCUCCUCUUCCUCCCCCUUCCUCUUGGCUCCCGGUCUCUCGUUACCCUUUCUCUGAUGAGCGUUUCAACACUAGUGGGACUCCACCAAUGCCGCAAACAGUCAUGCGAGGAGUCCAGGUGGUACCCAUGUGGACCUAG
Perkinsus marinus ATCC 50983 is the source of this 195-nucleotide messenger RNA. RefSeq lists its product as hypothetical. Bases 1 to 195 code for a protein of 64 amino acids. NCBI's taxonomy places the organism in Eukaryota, Perkinsozoa, Perkinsida, Perkinsidae. The record is from RefSeq and is a predicted model, not a curated record. The transcript has 2 exons.